AUGGCCGGAGCCUACCUCGCCUCGCUCGGCAUCGAUCUCGAUGCUGAGAUGGCCAAGAUCCAAUUCGGCCAAGAGAAGCCUACCGCCCACGCCAUUGCCGGCACGGAUGCGACGGCACCGUCUUCAAAAACUCACCAGCCGCCGCCGCGCUACUCAGACGUCUUCGCCCCUAAGACUGUCUCAAGGAUCACUGCUGCCCGCCUUGCAGGCCAGCCGACCUCAGAUCUGUGGGAUAUUAGCAUCGCAGAUGGCCGCAUUUCAUCUAUAGAGAAGCACGACGCGCAUGCUCCCCGUCUCGGCCAUGUGCCCAGCGUGCUGCAUGCGCACGAGCGCCUGAUCGCCCCCUCUCUUUGUCACGCUCACAUUCACCUGGACAAGUGCUUCCUUCUGCAAGAUCCCAAAUACAGCGACCUUGAGAUCGUCGAGGGAAACUUUCAAGAAGCCAUGGACCUCACCAGCCAGGCCAAGUCGCGCUUCGAGGAAGAGGACCUCCUCCGCCGCGGACGGCAGCUGAUCCGGGAGAGCAUACAGCACGGAGUUACCGCAAUGCGUGCCUUCGUCGAGGUUGACGCCGAUGUCGAGUUCAGAUGCCUCAAUGCUGGGUUGCGGCUGAAGGAGGAGUUUGCCGACAAGUGCGACGUGCAGAUCUGCGCCUUUGCCCAGUUGCCGCUGUUCUCUGGGCUUGACGGUGGAGAGGUCGUCCGUAAAUUGAUGGCCGCUGCCGCCAAGACGCAUGGGGUGGACGUGCUGGGAAGCACGCCCUAUGUCGAGUCCGACGAGAUCAAGAUGAAAAUGAACGUUCGCUGGAUCAGCUCUCUUGCUCUCGCCCAGGACAAGUUCUUGGACUUCCAUAUGGACUACAACCUUGACAGAUCCACGAAGCCUUUCAUCUGGGCCGCUUUGGAGCUUCUCAAAGAAAGGUGCUGGGAAAGCAGGAAUGGAAAACUCAUCACUAUGGGCCAUUGCACCCGCCUCACGUACUUCCAGCCGGACGACUGGAGGAAGCUGAAAGAGGCCAUAGGCAACCUGCCUGUGUCUUUCGUGGGUCUUCCAACAAGUGACCUUUUUAUGAUGAGAACCGAGGAGAAUGUACGAGGCACUCUCAACGUGCCAAAGAUGAUCCGGGAGCACGGCUUGCAAGCCGCUAUCGCUGUCAACAACGUCGGCAACGCCUUCACGCCACAAGGGAACUGCGACCCGCUUGCAGUUGCCAGCAUGGGUGUUGGUGUUUACCAGGCUGCGACUAAGAAGGAUGCAGAAGUCUUAUAUGGAUGUGUCUCGAACAGAGCGAAAGCAGUCAUCGGGCUAGAGGCUUCAUCCCUGUCAUUGAAACCGGGCGAUCCUGCUGACUUGGUCAUUUUCGACGGCACUGAUGCUGGGUGGAGAAGCAGGAGGAGCGUGAUGGAUGCAGUGUACGAUCCUGGAAACAUAAGGACUACGAUAAAGGGUGGGCGCAUAACGACUGAUUGA
Messenger RNA from Diplodia corticola, 1470 nucleotides. Its product is annotated as metallo-dependent hydrolase. The coding region runs from base 1 to 1470 and encodes 489 amino acids. Gene Ontology annotation, molecular function: hydrolase activity, acting on carbon-nitrogen (but not peptide) bonds, in cyclic amidines. The transcript has 2 exons. The record is from RefSeq and is a predicted model, not a curated record. Lineage: Eukaryota; Fungi; Ascomycota; Dothideomycetes; Botryosphaeriales; Botryosphaeriaceae.